CGAUUAAUAACUAUCUAAAUUGAGUGAAGACAAAAUAAACGAUCACGGUUGAUUAGGUGAACCCAAUAAGGCCAUCACAUUAAAUGAUUGCCUUCAAGCCCUAGAUCUUCAGAAUCUCCCUCUCAAUAUGUGUAUCCCCCACUCCUCAUUUAUAACACUCUCCCUAGGAAGGACAAAAAGAAGUUUCUUCCUUCACUUAUCAAAAACCUUCAAGUGAUUCAACAUCCUUUGCUCUCUCUCUUCUCUUUCUUUUUUUCCCUUUCUUUUUUCACCCCCAGCACCUAAAACAGUGAUAUGUACGACCUAACAGCUAGCUAGCUGCAUGAACUGAAGAAACUGAGAAGUUACCCCAGAGUGCCAUAACUCAAACUGAUACAGAGAAAGGCUGAACAAGAAGGGUUAGUUUCAGAGUCAUCAUCAAAGAAAAAAGAUGGAAAGAAGAGUUUCUGAUUAACUUUCAGUAACAUGGAAUGGAUUAUUGGACUUUGGACUCUAAUGGGUUUUCUUUUAUGUUGGUGGUUUCUGUGUGUGAGAAAGGAGAAUCAGAAUAGUAAGGUGAAGAAGAAGAAGGGUAAAGUUCCAAAAGGAAACACUGGUUGGCCUCUACUUGGAGAGACCCUUGAGUUCAUUGCUUGUGGCUACACCUCCAACCCUGUCAGCUUCAUGGAAAAGCGCAAGUCUCUGUAUGGUAGUGUAUUUAAGACGAGCAUUUUGGGAACUGGUGUGAUUGUGUCGACAGACCCGGAAGUGAACAAGGUGAUUCUGCAGAACCAGGGGAACAUAUUCGUCCCUGCUUAUCCAAAAUCAGUGAGAGAACUAAUGGGAGAACACUCCAUACUCCAAAUGAACGGGAACAUGCAUAGGAAAAUCCAUUCACUCCUUGGAGGCUUCCUACGAUCCCCACAAUUCAAAGCUCGAAUCACUAGAGAUAUUGAACACUCUGUUAAACAAUGCUUUGCUACUUGGACCCACCAACCAAUAAUAUACCUUCAAGAUCAAGUCAAAAAGAUCACAUUUACUAUUUUGGUUAAAGUUCUUCUGAGCAUUGGUCCCGGUGAAGAUUUAGACUUCUUGAAGAGAGAAUUUGAAGAAUUCAUAAAAGGGUUGAUUUGCUUACCCCUCAAGAUUCCAGGAACAAGACUAUAUAAAUCCUUGAAGGCUAAGGAAAGAAUGAUGAAGAUAGUGCGGAGGGUAAUAGAGGAAAGGAUCAACAAUAUGCGUAACAAUAAUAAUAGUAAUAAUAAAGAUUCAGCAAAUGAUGUGGUGGAUGUGCUCUUAAGGGAUAUUGGUGACACCAAUUCUAUCUCUAACAUGUUGGAAAAUAUCUGCGAAAACAUAAUUGAGAUGAUGAUACCUGGGGAGGAGACUCUUCCCACGGCUAUGACCAUGUCUGUCAAGUUUCUCAGUAACUAUCCCGUUGCUCUAUCCAAAUUACUGGAGGAGAACAUGGAAUUGAAGAGGCGGAAGAAUAAUUCAGAUGAUUAUGCAUGGAAUGACUACCUUUCACUGCCAUUUACACAAAAUGUUAUCAGCGAAAGUCUUAGAAUGGCAAAUAUUGUCAAUGCCAUUUGGAGAAAAGCAGUCAAAGAUGUAGAUAUUAAAGGGUACCUAAUUCCUAAGGACUGGUGUGUUGUGGCAUCUCUUACUUCUGUUCACAUGGAUGGCAUGAAUUAUGAAAAUCCUUUUGAGUUUAAUCCAGGGAGAUGGGAGAAUAUUGGGACUGGGACUAAUAACAAUUGCUUUACACCAUUUGGUGGUGGACAGAGACUAUGCCCUGGCAUAGAACUCUCAAGGCUAGAGCUCUCUAUUUUCCUUCAUCAUCUUGUUACAACAUACAGAUGGGUUGCUGAGGAGGAUGAAAUUAUUUACUUUCCAACAGUGAAGAUGAAGAGGAAACUCCCAAUUAGUGUAACAACCAUUAAUUAACACCUGAUUGGAUUGAAGAAUCAAGAAAUUCUUGUACAGUAGUAGUAGUAUAGAUAGAUGUAGAUAUUUGUUUCAAUCUAGAUGGUAAAAAAUUUAGGGGAAAAAAGGGGUUGUGUAUUCUUUCUUUUGUUAGCUCUAAUGUCACAUCUAUUUUCAGAGGAGAAAGGUGCCUUUGGGCCCUCCUAUUAUACUGAGAAAUUGAAUUGAAUGCAAUUAUUGAAGCUAACUCUCA
Glycine soja is the source of this 2158-nucleotide messenger RNA. Its product is annotated as 3-epi-6-deoxocathasterone 23-monooxygenase CYP90C1-like. The record is from RefSeq and is a predicted model, not a curated record. The coding region runs from base 466 to 1926 and encodes 486 amino acids. Lineage: Eukaryota; Viridiplantae; Streptophyta; Magnoliopsida; Fabales; Fabaceae. Gene Ontology annotation, biological process: multicellular organism development; sterol metabolic process; brassinosteroid biosynthetic process. The transcript is spliced from 9 exons. Gene Ontology annotation, molecular function: heme binding; iron ion binding; oxidoreductase activity, acting on paired donors, with incorporation or reduction of molecular oxygen, NAD(P)H as one donor, and incorporation of one atom of oxygen.